This is a messenger RNA of Danio rerio (zebrafish), 3193 nucleotides long. Lineage: Eukaryota; Metazoa; Chordata; Actinopteri; Cypriniformes; Danionidae. The record is from RefSeq and is a predicted model, not a curated record.
CAACAUGCACCAGCAGUACGGUAAGACCCACUGAGAGUGGAACGCGGGCCAGACUUGACAUUUGAAAAGAAAACUUAAAGCAGAAACCGUGAAGAAACUGUGCAGAUUGGAUACAAAUAUGAGAGUACAGUUCGGAGGCGACUCAGGAUAAUAGCUGCAUAUUUUCUUUUAGGAUUUGUGACCCAUUGGAUUAAACAUGAAGAGAGCAGCACAAGCAUCAGACGAGCCUCUGAAGAAGAGGAAGACGGCCCGUGAGGAAUCGUCCGAUGAAGAUGAGGAGUCUUCUCAAAGAACCACCAGUCAGGACUCGAGUCAGAGUGAAUCUCUCAGUGAUGUUGAGGAUCAUAAACCCAGUUUCUCCAGGCCAUCUGAUUCCCAAAAUUCUCAAGGCAGCAUGGCCCAUAAUGAAGCCUCUAACAAAUUUGCGAUGUACAAUAAUGUCUCUCAGAAACUCAUGGCCAAAAUGGGUUUCCGAGAAGGCGAGGGUUUGGGAAAGUAUGGUCAGGGCCGGAAGGAGAUUGUGGAAGCGUCGACUCAGCGUGGGCGCCGGGGUUUGGGUCUGAUGCUGAAGGGCUUUCAGGGUGACCUAAAUGUAGACUGGGAAGAUGAGCCGGAGCCGAGUGCUAUAGAACAGGUGUCGUGGUUUCCAGAAAGUUCUCCAGAGAUCCCAGAUUCGGAUGAGCUGAGGGAUUGGAUGACCAUUGGAGAGAAAAAAUUAAAAAUUGACGAUGAAAUCGAGUUUUGCUCAGAGAAUCUGCUGCAUCUCCUUCUCCGCUGUAAAACUGUGUUUGAUGACUUGGAAGGUGAGGAGAUGAGGCGAGCGCGCACUCGAUCAAACCCGUAUGAAACCAUCCGAGGGGCUUUUUUUCUUAACAGAGCUGCUAUGAAGAUGGCGAACAUGGAUCAUGUUUUUGACUAUAUGUUCACCAACCCAAAAGACUCUCAAGGGAAAGUCCUGACGCGUGAUAAAGAGGGUGAAUUGCUGUAUUUCGGAGACGUUUGCGCAGGACCGGGAGGAUUCUCGGAGUAUGUGUUGUGGCGACGGCGCUGGCAUGCUAAAGGUUUUGGGAUGACACUUAAAGGAGCAAAUGAUUUCAAGCUGGAAGAUUUCUAUGCUGCACCUAGUGAGCUCUUUGAGGCCUAUUACGGUGAGGGUGGGAUCGAUGGCGAUGGUGACAUCACACGGCCCGAGAACAUCAGUGCGUUUCGUAAUUUUGUCUUGGACAGCACUGAGGGCCGGGGCCUGCACUUCUUAAUGGCGGAUGGGGGCUUUUCUGUGGAGGGACAAGAAAACCUUCAGGAGAUUCUGAGCAAGCAACUGCUCCUGUGUCAAUUUCUUACCGCCCUGUCUGUCGUCAGACCAGGAGGCCAUUUUUUGUGCAAGACGUUUGACUUGUUCACUCCGUUCAGCGUGGGCUUGAUUUAUCUGCUGUACCUCUGCUUCGAGAGGGUCUCGCUCUUCAAACCCGUCACCAGUCGGCCUGCCAAUUCAGAGAGGUACGUGGUGUGCAAGGGUUUAAAACCAGGCACGGAUGCCGUCAGAGAAUACAUGUUCACCAUCAACCUGAAGCUGAAUCAGUUCAGACACUCAGACAGAGACGUUAUUGAAGUCGUCCCUCUGGACAUCAUUAAAGGAGACACUGACUUCUUCCAAUACAUGAUCGGCUCCAAUGAAAGCUAUUGUGCGGUUCAGAUCAAAGCUCUGGCGAAGAUCCACGCGUACGUCAGAGAUACGACGCUGUUUGAGGCCAGGCAAGCAGACAUACGCAAAGAAUGCUUGAAAUUGUGGGGGAUCCCUGAUAAAGCAAGAGUCACUCCGUCAACGUCAGACCCCAAAAACAAGUUUUAUGAGCUUGUGAAGGGUUCAGAAAUGGACAGUUUUAACUCCAGACCUACUGCACUGAACUCUGUAAAUCUGGAGAAACUACAGCACGUGCUGGACUACAGGUGCAUUGUGGGAGGUGGAGAACAGCUUUUUCUCCUGGCACUUGGGAGAUCUCAGAUUUACACGUGGGACGGUAAAGCCCCUUCACGGUGGAAGAAACUGGAGAACUUCAAAAUGGAGCUUCCCAGAGACACAUUGCUGAGCGUAGAGAUCGUCCAGGAGCUGAAGGGAGAGGGAAAAGCCCAGCGAAGGAUCAACGCUGUGCAUGUUCUCGAUGCUCUUGUUCUCAACGGCACUGACGUCAGAGAUCAGCACUUCAACCAGAGAAUCCAGAUGGUGGAGAAGUUUGUGAAAGCCGUGUCCAAACCCAGCAGGCCCGACAUGAACCCGAUCCGAGUGAAGGAAGUCUAUAGGUUGGAGGAGAUGGAGAAAAUCUUUGUGAGGUUGGAAAUGAAGAUAACCAAAAGUUCAGGAGGGAUGCCGAGACUAUCGUACACAGGCAGAGAUGAUCGUCACUUCCUCCCGACCGGCCUUUACAUCAUCAAAACAGUGAAUGACCCAUGGACAAUGGCUUUCAGCAAAAGUUCUAAAAGAAAGUUUUUCUACAACAAGCAGACCAAAGAAUCCACUUACGAUCUGCCAGCCACUUCUGUGGCACCUUUCCACGUGUGUCAUCAAGACAGGCUGUUUUGGGCUUGGGAGGAAGGCGUCCGAGUUCACGACUCCCAGACGAGGAUCAACCCUGACAAGCUCUCCAAAGAUGAUGUGGUUUCCUUCAUCCAUAAGCACUAUCAACAAUAACCACACACAUGCACACACAAAGUAACAGACUGUUCAUUCUCCUGUCCACCAGGAGGCACUGUAGCUUUCAAAACAGUCCAGCAUUCUGCUCAGUUUCUACACACUUCAGGGCUUCAGAAAUAGACAGCAGUGUGUAUCUGCAUGUGUCUGGCAUUUCUAGAGGAGAAACUUAGAUCACACUGCUUUUCGCUUGUUGGUGUGUUUUUCUCCUGAACUUCAACCCCCCUCCACCCCACGCCCCUGAUUCCUCGUAUGAAUUUUUCCUCUGCUAAACCGUUCGAUUUUUAGAUCCAUCCCGUCAGUGCGAUAACCGCGUUUAACAAAAGCGCAUGGCGGUUAGCAUUGGCUCUACUGUGUUGCAUGUGUCGCCUUGCGCUCUUCAUUUUGGUUUGUAUUUCUUUUUUCAGUGUUUACAAAUAUUAGACUGACUGUUCUGAGGGGAAAACAUGUCGAUUUUAAGACUAUUCGUGAUCAUGGUUGUAUUAAAAUCAUGGAGGAAGAAUAUUC